Messenger RNA from Pongo pygmaeus (Bornean orangutan), 4176 nucleotides. It is a transcript of the gene KXD1, whose product is annotated as KxDL motif containing 1. Lineage: Eukaryota; Metazoa; Chordata; Mammalia; Primates; Hominidae. The record is from RefSeq and is a predicted model, not a curated record. Gene Ontology annotation, cellular component: BORC complex. Gene Ontology annotation, biological process: lysosome localization. Bases 2737 to 3432 code for a protein of 231 amino acids. The transcript is spliced from 5 exons.
CCCUUUCCUGGCGUGACUUAACGCACGCAAGCGGCUCUAGGGUACGCCGCCGCCACGCGCGCUCGCACGAUCGGUGCGCAGUGACGUUUCGCCGGCGCGGGCGCCAUCCCGGAAGCGCGAGCAAGGCCGCCAGAUGUGCAGGUGCCGCCGCUACCGACGCCGGGGCCGAGUUUGGGGUGGGGCUGGGGACUCCAGGGCCGCGGGGAACCGGUCCGGGUCGGGCGCGGUCCCCGGGCUGCGGUGGGGUGGGGUGCGCCGCUGGCCACAUCUGGUCAUUCCUGCUGCGCACAGGCCUCAGUUUCCCCGUCUGCUCAAUGGAUACGCAGGCGGCGCUACGGGCUGGAUCUGGAUCCGGAUCCGGAUCAGGGGCAUAGGAAUUGGGGCCUCCUGUGUUCUGGGUGUGUCGUGUAACCUGGAGCUGGGCGUUGCCUGGUUUGUGCCUCAGUUUCCCCGUAUUGUAGGGGACGGGGCGUGAGGGGAUAUUUGAGCCCCUCCCCACUUGGGGUUUUUCAGAGCUUGGAUGGCUGAGUUAAAUUCUGUUAAAUAACCUGGAUAUAGAACCGUGGUGCUUCUCUGCCUCUCCCCGUGAGUUUCGGCAACGGAGCCCACCCCUGUGAGCCUCAGUUUCACUCGGAGAUGAUUGUGUCUGCCUCGUAACGGUGAUUGAGGAUGAAAUGAAGUGCUCUACAAGUGUUUGCCCGUAAUAUAUUCUUAGAGGCCCCUGGGAUGCUCUCAAAAUGUUGAUUUCUGGGCCCUGUCCCGGGACUUCUUCACACUCCUCUUGGAGAAACAGCCUGUCCUGAGCUCCAGUCGUUAUCACCUUUGGUUUCAGUUGCCACAGACAGCACUGUGAGAUCUUCAUUCUACCUUAUUCUCAUUUUAUGGUUGAAAAAACUGAUUCGGAAGGGUGAAGUGGCUCUCCCAUGGUCAAACAGCCUACCUCUCUGCGUUUCUUCAAUAAAUCUACAUUUGGAAUUGGGAUCAGAGCUCUUGCUGGGUCAAUUUCACUGUGUAUGUGGGCCAUACUAGCAGUAAUCAGGGAAGGCUUCUUGGGAGAGGAAGUUGUGGGGGGACGGGAGGGAGGUGCCAGGAACCCCUCAGCCCUCACAUCUGGGAGCCAGAGACAGAAAAGAGUCCUGUUUUGAAGGAGGAGUGUAUCCCAGAAGGUCCCAAUACUGUGCCUCACUGGUACUAGCUAUGGGCCUCCCUCUCCAGGUGUCUUUUUUUUUUUUUUUUAAGUUGAGAUGGAGUCUCCCUCUGUAGCCCACACUAGAAUGCAGUGGCUUGGUUUUGGCUCAUUGCAACCUCUGCCUCCCGGGUUCAAGCGAUUCUCCUGCCUCAGCCUCCUGAGUAGCUGGGACUACAGGUGCCCGCCAUCAUGCCUGGCUAAUUUUUGUAUUUUUAGUAGAGACGGGGGUUUCACCAUGUUGGCCAGGCUGGUCUUGAACUGACCUCAGGUGAUCCACCAGCCUUGGCCUCCCAAAGUGCUGAGAUUACAGGCAUGAGCACUCGGUCCAGGUAUCCUCUUUAUACAAGAUCAUGCUUCUUUGGGAAUGUGGAGACUGUGGGUGUCUCUGCGUGGCAUGUCAUAGGAGUUCAAUAACCAUAGCUAUUAUUAGAGGGAAGGGGGUUUCGCCAGGUGUGGCACCUUAUUUCUAGAAGGUGCUGCAAACCACUGACCAGAUUCAGAUCACAAAUAGAUACCCUUGGCCUCCAUGAUAUUUUGGAAAAAAGUAUUGAUUGCUAACAUUUGUCAAUGAGGCAAUUUCCCAGAAAAAAAAAUCCCUGUUUCCUGUUUUUUCCUGGAGAAACGUCAGAAGUCGGCCAGAAAUCAGCUGCUGUAAGAAGCCACUGUCCUGUCACAGCUGGAUAUUGUGUACCUGUUCAGAUUCACACCUUUGUGAGACCUGUGGGCUGUGGCCAUUUGUUGUGAGUUAGGUUCACUGGCUGUGUGACAGUGGCCCAGUUUCUCAGUGUCCCUGAGCCUCAGUUUUCUCAUCUAUAAAUAAGGAUGAUAACAGUAUUAUGAGCUUGAUGCUUUGUUUAGCAUAGAGUAGCUGCUGAAUAAAUGGGAGAGUACAUUAAGUGAGCUCUGAAACCCUUUCUUUCUUUUUCUUUCUUUCUUUUCUUUCUUUCUCUCUCUCUCUCUUUCUCUCUCUCUCUCUUUCUCUCUCCUCUCUCUUUCUCUCUUUCUCUCUCUCUCUUUCUUUCUUUCCUUCUUUCCUUCUUUCUUUCUAGAUAGAGUCUCACUCUGUCGCCCAGGCUGGAGUGUAGUGGCGUGAUCUCGGCUCACUGCAACCUCUGCCUCCCAGGAGAAUUGCUUGAACCUGGGAGGCGGAGGUUGUGCUAAGCCAAGAUCUUGCCAUUGCCCUCCAGCCUGGGAGUGAAACUCCGUAUCAAAAAGAAAUAAAAAAACGAGGUCAAGUAGUAAAAGAAGCGGUAAGAGUGACUGGAACAGGAGUCUUUGACCUCUUGGGAGAGGAGACAUUGAAGGUGGUGAUGAUUUGCUGAAGCUGCCACACACGUUCAGCUUGUGAAGACAGCAGUUGUGAGGCAGGGGAUGAGGGAGGAAGCUGGCAGAUCUGUGCAGGUGAGAGGUGCCUGUGGCCUUGGGCUCAUGGAAGUGGGAGAUGAUGGGAUUCUAAUGUGCUUGGGUACAGUUUACAAAUAACAACCUCUCUUAGUUUGCCCAAUACCUCCAAAUUCCUGGGGUGGCACACCUGAGGUUCAGGUGGCAUGACUGAGCCGCAGUCACACAUCCCCACUGUAGGAUACCACCACGGUUGGGUUAGAUUCCAGCACAUGGGGGUCCCGGCCUGGCCUCUUGGUCCCACCUCACCUGGUGACUGGUGCAGACCACUCUGUUCUUGCCUGUUUCAGGCAGCGGAGGAGGAGGAAGAGAUGGACCUCCCGGACUCGGCCUCGAGGGUCUUCUGCGGCCGCAUCCUGAGCAUGGUGAACACAGAUGAUGUCAACGCCAUCAUCCUGGCCCAGAAGAACAUGCUGGACCGCUUUGAGAAGACCAAUGAGAUGCUGCUCAACUUCAACAACCUGUCCAGCGCCCGCCUGCAGCAGAUGAGCGAACGCUUCCUGCACCACACGAGGACCCUGGUAGAGAUGAAACGGGACCUGGACAGCAUCUUCCGCCGUAUCAGGACACUGAAAGGGAAACUGGCCAGGCAGCACCCAGAGGCCUUCAGCCAUAUCCCAGAGGCAUCAUUCCUAGAGGAAGAGGAUGAAGACCUCAUCCCACCCAGCACCACGACCACCAUUGCCACCUCAGAACAGAGCACGGGCUCAUGUGACACCAGCCCUGACACCGUCUCACCCUCCCUGAGCCCUGGCUUCGAGGACCUGUCCCAUGUCCAGCCUGGCUCUCCAGCCAUCAACGGCCGCAGCCAGACAGAUGACGAGGAGACGACGGGCGAAUAGCUCUGCUGCCCGGUGCCUUGAGGGGGUCUCAGGGCAGCGGCAUACAAGGCGGCAGCGGGUAACCCUGCCUUGUUCUGUCACCCAGGGCUCUUUUGCUGCCCCGUUCUGUCACCCAGGGCUCCUAGGGGGACAAGGCUCUCUCCCGAGGGGUGUGGAAUUCCUGGGGGGGUCUUUAAUUCUGGCUCCUUCCUUCCUCAGAACAUCUCUCUUCUGCAAGACCCCUCUGCCAUGCCAGGGCACGCCCAUUCCAGCUGGAGUCCCGGGGCUGGGCGCAGGGGAAUUUUUCCAGAGCUGAGCCUGACGUCUGCUCUGAAGAAUGCUUAAAAGGUUCCCAGAGACCAGAGCCAGAUGUCCCCCACCCCUGGUCAGGACCUCCUUGAGGUGCACAAGCACGGUCUCUGAGUUCACCCCAGCCCACCCCCGCACCCACUAAUUCUGCUUUUCCUGCCCCUUGCUCCGUAAAAGUAUCAAAUACUUUCUCCUUGGUAUCUCAAGGAGGUUUCUGAGAUAGGUAGAAGUCUUGAGACGGAGGCUGGCCAUCCAUUCAGCCGUGAGCGUACUGAGGCCUGUGUUUCUCUGAAUAGAGGUGUGGAACCUGAGGAGCCAGCAGGCCUCUCUGAAGGCCUCCAUGGAGCAAACAGAGCCACCUCGGGAAAGAGUUUAAUGGAAUAUUUUUGUACCCGAUGUUUACAGAUGCUGUUGGGAAGUUAUCAAUAAAAAGACACCAUUACUAAAAAGGGAAAA